Molecule: messenger RNA, 524 nt
Organism: Penaeus vannamei (Pacific white shrimp)
Lineage: Eukaryota; Metazoa; Arthropoda; Malacostraca; Decapoda; Penaeidae
Source: RefSeq, a predicted model, not a curated record
AUUUGCACAAAAGAGCCAUUCAUACAAACAAUAAAAGAUAGUACGAAUUAAUGCAAGACCUAAAAGAGAGUUCCUGCAAAAACACCAUUGAUAGAAGUCCUAAAAGAAAGUUCACGUCAACAUAAAACCUAAAAGAACGCCAUUACUCGAACGCCUCCGGAUUCAAACAUCUGCCCGGAUUCUCGAAGCACACCGCACAGGCAGCACAUGUGUAGUACACCUUCUCCCUCAACGACUCCAUUUCAUUCAGCGAAACAUGAUUCAGAAAAGAACUGCAGCUCUACUGUCCGUACAGGAUAUAUUCCUGUCUGCAUCCAGUACUGAGCGAGUGAAUGUAUCCCCCACCCCACCCCCGUUUCUCUUGCAUACUGGAAAGCCAGUCGUUCAGUACACUCUCAACUCACGGAAAGCUGGCUUGGAGGAAAAGGCAGUGAAGAAGAAAGGAAAAAUGGAGAAGGAGAAGAAGAAAGGGAAAAUAGAGAAUGAGAAGAAGAAAGGGAAAAUGGAGAAUGAGAAGAAGAAAG